Elgaria multicarinata webbii is the source of this 1779-nucleotide messenger RNA. It is a transcript of the gene RHBDD2, whose product is annotated as rhomboid domain containing 2. Gene Ontology annotation, cellular component: membrane. The transcript is spliced from 4 exons. The record is from RefSeq and is a predicted model, not a curated record. Bases 22 to 1065 code for a protein of 347 amino acids. Gene Ontology annotation, molecular function: serine-type endopeptidase activity. Lineage: Eukaryota; Metazoa; Chordata; Lepidosauria; Squamata; Anguidae.
CGCUGCCGGUGCAGGAGGACGAUGGCGCGGUUGCCCGUGGCGACCUGCCUCACGGCGCUGCUGUCGCUGCUGGUCUCCGCGCCGGGCCUGCUGUCGUGGGGCGCGGGCGGCCCCAGCUCGGCCUUCCCGCUGCGGCCCGAGGCGGUGCGGGAGGGGCAGGUUCAUCGGCUGGUGACCUACAUCUUUGUGUAUGGGAAUCCCAUCUCCUUGAUCUGCGGCGCUGUCAUCAUUUGGUACUUCUCCGGCAGCUUUGAGAAGACCGUGGGCACGGCGAAGCACUGCUUCCUCACUCUGGCCUUCGCCGUUUCCUUAGCUCUGCUCUACCUCCUGCUGCGGGCCAUCUUCUCUGGGCGGUUUGAGGUGGCGGAUGCGGAGGGAUUCGCACCUGUGGCUUUUGCCAUGCUGGGCGCCUCCAUCGCCCGCUCCCGGAUGCGGAGGACGAUGCUCUUUGGGCUCAACCUCCGCGUGGCACUCAUGCCGUGGCUCCUGCUUGGCGUGGCUUGGUUCAUUCCAAGCUCCUCCGUCCUUGGGAACGUCUGUGGCCUCUUAAUCGGGAACAUUUAUGGUUACGGCUACUGCUUCGGCGUGGAUCUCCCCGAAGCGACAGCCAUUCGCCUGGAUCAGAAGUUCCCUUUCCGGCUGUUGAAGAGAAUACCAGGCCUGAAGUACAUUCCGGGGUCUCUGGCGGAAAGGAGGGCUUCUCAGACCAAGAAGCUAAAUCCAGUGCCGGGUUCUUACCCCACUCAGAGCUAUCACACUUCCCCUCCUCCUGCCUUGCUCGUCGUCCCUUCACAACACCCCAACGUGCACGCCCCAGUACCUGGGCCGCCGUGCGCACCGGGCCCUGCGCCACAUCAAACUCCUGCUGCCUUCGGGGAGCCAUGCGCCGAGAAUCAUUUCCACGCGCCACCGGGAUCCUCCCCUGCUCCUCAGCAUCCCGGUGGGUCCGACUGGUGGAUGGCCAGGAGGACAGAUGGAUGUGGCACCCACCAAGCGCCUGGAUUUCUAGCUGCAGGGGCCGCCUCGGAACCAGCAGAGCUGUGCCGGGUUCAUGUCGGCAGCUAAAAUUCCCAGACGGUGUUGGGGUUCAUGGGAGGGCCAACAAAAGUUGUCCCUCUGGGGCAGGAGCCCCCAAAGAUUUCUUAAUGUCCCUAAACAGCUGGGGCUGAACAUACCAAAGACUCCGUCGCUUCUCCCGUGUUCCGUGGCAUCUCGUUUGGAUCAAGUGACGAUGCCCUCUUGACUCUUCCCUCUGUGCAUUAAAAUCGAGAGACCCGAAGGGAGAAUGCACACGCCCGUGCUUUCAUCUCCUUGCCAAAGCCAGGUUCGAGCAAUCUCGUCGGGUGUGAUGGAGCGUCGUGGAGGCCGCCAUCCGUCGGAGAUGCGGGCUGGGGUGGGAUCCAGAUGUUGACAUUUUUAACUGCCUCUUUCUGUGUGUGUCGUAAAUUGUUAUCUGCUGUCAGCCUUUUGGAAUGGGAUGGCACGGAAGGACGUCGGCCACAGCCGGGUUGAAUCGCUUGCAACGUUCUUUUCCGCGUCACUCAUCCUACCCUGGGGUGCAGGGGCCUGUUAAACGCUGCCCCCUCCUCCAGCCAGGGAGUACAGCUUAAAGGUGUGGUUUGUUUUUUACCGAUGGAUUUUCCAAGCUGCUGUGAUUUCUUACUAUAAUAAUAAUAACAAUUAAAAAAACUACUUUGAGCUAAAGGUUGGGUUGAAUUGUUGUAAGCUGCCCAGAGAGCUUUGGCUGUUGGGCGCUAUAGAAAUGAAAUAAUAAUAAUA